CCCCUACCCUACAGCGGUUCAGUCAUGUGAUGAGGACAGUCGAGCUGUUCAGCUCAGGAAUAUAAUUCGACCUGCGAACACCGUGCACGUUUUCUCCAAAUGAGAAGGAAGAGUCAUUUGUGUUUCAUCACUGUAACCAUGGCUAUCAUGUUCCUCGUAAUGUUCGUCAUGUAUACCACCUUGAAUUUCCAUACCGCAGCGUCAGAGCGUAAAAAAGACUUUCACGUCGUGGGGAGAGCCCUUUACAAGCUGGACAUCUCCUGGCCCAAGUUUCCAGAGUACUUCACUGGACAGGUUUUCGGGGUGGCGGUCAGUCAUGUCGCUGGCGUGGUGUACGUGGCCCAGAGAGGUGAGAACGUCCCCAAAGUGCUGGUGUUUAGCACGGAUGGAGAAUUCCUGCAAGCCUGGAACACCAGCACGCUGGAAAUGCCGCACGGCAUCUUCGUGGCCAACGCCUCGAGUGAUCCCACUGUGUGGAUCACUGAUGUGGGCAACGGGCCGUAUGGUCAUACUAUAAAGCAAUAUUCUCCCUCGGGGAAGCUGCUGCAGGUGCUGGGAACAGCAGGAAAGGCCGGCUCUUCUCUCACUCCACUGCAGUUCGAUCAGCCUGCUGAGAUUUUCGUCCACGAUGCCACCGGAGAGAUUUACAUCGUGGACGGGGACGGAGGAAUGAACAACCGCCUGCUCAAACUGUCCAAAGACCUGCAGAUGCUGUGGAUGCACGGGGAGAAAGGCCAGGGACUGUCACAGUUCUACAUCCCCCACAGUGUGGCCGUGGAUAGCUACCAGAGGGUGUGGGUUGCUGACAGAGGAAAUAAGCGGAUCCAGGUGUUUAACUCUGUGACAGGUGACUGGCUGGGGUCGUGGGGAAGCUGCUUCACAGAUGAUGCACCCUACUCUGUCCGUCUCACUCCUGACCAGAAGUACCUGGUAGUAGCACAGUUAAACACCAACCAGGUCUCCCUACUGGAGGCUCCACCUGUGGGCAUUAUCGGACAGUGUCAGGUGGUCAGUUCCAUUCAGCUAGCCGAUGACGUUAAGCCACACCUGGUGGACCUGGAUCAGAAGAGCGGAGCACUUUUUGUGGCAGAAAUCGGUGCACAGCAGGCCCAGAGGUUCACACCCUUCACACUGGGGAACAGCAUGCGUUAAAUCUGAAACCACAGAUGGUCAGAGUUUAUCAGCGUGCGCCACUUUGAAGGAGAGUUUUCAGCGAAACGAGACGAGUUAAAUAUGUUACUCAGCAUUGUUUAAGAUAAAUGCGUAAAACAUUUCUAGGUUGAAUAAGAAUCAGGCGUACUUGAGUAAUAAUAUUUGUGAUGACUUUCCAGAUCCCGUCUUAAUGUGAAAAAGCCAAACAGUGCACUUUAUUGUGAAUUUGAACUGCAAUCAGAGCUCUUAAUGGUGUAUUUGCAAUAUAAGCCGUCCAUGCUGGUGGAUGUUUGGGGUAGAAUUUGUUGACGUGAGAAGAUGGAGGCAAAUUUUAUGCACUUAUAUUGUAUAUUCUGAAUUCUAUAUGAUAUAUUCUGGACUGUUCUUGGGCAAGUGAAGGUGUUUUCAAAUGCUACUGUGAUUGUAUUUGCUGUCAAAUAUUGAAAAAUGUAUAAUGUGUUCACUUUGUGUUGUAAGAAAUGAAUGUUAUUGUGCCAUUUACUGUAUUUUUAUGUAAAAGUAUAUUGAUGCCUUCUCUGUUUUCUAAUAUAAUGAAUUCACUGUGCAUGCUGAUUUUUACUAACGCAUUUUUACCCACUUCAAGUAUCGCAGUCUGGCCUGUAUGAAAGUUCUGGUGAUGGUGGACAUUUACUAUCUUUGGGAGUUCAUAAAAGAGAAGCAACUGUACAUCUUUUUGUGUGUAUCAAGGAUCAAGAUUUGUUGU
Colossoma macropomum (tambaqui) is the source of this 1876-nucleotide messenger RNA. Its product is annotated as NHL repeat-containing protein 3-like. The record is from RefSeq and is a predicted model, not a curated record. Gene Ontology annotation, molecular function: translation repressor activity; protein binding; ubiquitin protein ligase activity. The transcript has 7 exons. The coding region runs from base 100 to 1152 and encodes 350 amino acids. NCBI's taxonomy places the organism in Eukaryota, Metazoa, Chordata, Actinopteri, Characiformes, Serrasalmidae. Gene Ontology annotation, biological process: negative regulation of translation; proteasome-mediated ubiquitin-dependent protein catabolic process; protein polyubiquitination.